AUACGUAGUCAAGCGUAGCAGGCUGGAAGCUCACCCGUAUCAGAGCAGAUAAUAUUUCCAAGAUAAAGUGAACGAAAUCCGCGGCUUAAAAUAGGGGACAAGUGCGCUUACAAUCAGUAUUCCUCAUUCGUGUGGUGCAAGAGUAGUUAAAACGGCUUUCCACUCAACCCUCGGAGCCGGUUGUCUGGAAUAUGGAAGUUAAGGGAGCAAAGCUACAAACAACGGAAUCAUCUGAGGAAAGAAACUUCUUAGCUAAAGCAGAAUUGAAAACGUUUGCAGAGGAAACCACAUUGAGCAAAAUGAAUGAAGAAGCUCUUCCCAAUGCACCGCGAAGGGAGCUGUUAAAAGAGGCAGACUUGUUAGCGCAAGUAAGUAGCGGUAAAGGAAAAUCUUCCCGUCACGGCGAUUCCUACCAGCUGGGAAUGGGGUUGGUGGUGACAUUGCGUGCGUUCCGGAUGCAUCAACUGGACAGGACAUUUAAGUUCGUGAUCGUCAUGGAGGAUCCUGCCGGGAAAGAUUUCGAUGACAUCAUGUACCAUUACUCAUCGGACCGGCUUUCCUCUGGCACUGUCAGCAUACAGGCAAAGCAUAAGCAAAGCAAUGACGAUGACGGUAAACAAGGGGUGCUUACGGAAGAUUUGCUGCACGCUCGAUGGGACAGUAAGCCCAAGCCAUCGUUCUCGAUUGCGAAAUACUUCAUCUCGUUUCUGGAGGUGGAUCAGAACCUGGGUACAACAACGCGAUCGUAUGUAUUAUGCACCAAUUACGUGCUGCAUAAAAGCUUAAAAGGACAGUUUAUUAAGAGGGAACAACAGUCGGAUGAAGAUAUGCUGCAGUUCUGCUAUGAUGUUGGGGCAACCUGCUACCAGAUUAAUCCAGAGCAUGAAAACAAAACAUUAGAGGAUCAACUGAUCAACAGCGCUCUAGCCAAGCUUGGAAAGUUGAUGGCAAACGAUGUGUUUCAUAGAAAAGAGAUUAUAUGCAAAGAUUCACUGUACUAUACCUUCGCUGGGUUCAUUAACAAAUGUGUGGAUCGUUGUGAUGCAAACGCAACUGGAUUCAAGUUUAACGAAGUCUACUUCAAUGCGGCACCAAACACACACAUAGGAAUAUUUCGUACAGAGUUUGCGAAGGAGUGCCAAAGGUUAAUGAAGGAUGGCAAAUUAAAAAUAAGAGAAAUUUUGAAAACAGCUAUAAUAAGGUUCGAUCAAAGCUCAUUGACUGCAGCGCUUUCUAAGGAAGAAAGUUUAGAACAGUUAAUUUCAAAGUUUUACCAAUCGUUCAUGCUCGUUUGCCAAACGCCACACGAAGAGGAACUGAUGAGCAAAGCAAAAGACCUGCUACCAAAGUGGUGCAGUGCGGAGCUGGUUUUAGAUAAGCUGCAUACGUUGCUGUUCAAUGCAAUGAAGAGUGCGACACCGGAUCCGAUUAGUUUGACAUUUCUGCAAGAAAAGUUCCGAGAAGUUGAUCCCAACGUAAAUUUUACGCUUUUAAAAUGUAGAUCAAAAGAGUAUUUAGACUCGAUGCAGCAGAAAUAUCCUUUCAUUCAAAUAGACCCGGAACGAUUAAAACGCUCGAAGCUGAACAGUUUCAUUGCUAGCGAGAAUUCUGGUGGUAUUUAUGAGUUUAAAUGCUCGCUCAAUUUGGAUGUGAGCUCGCUGAUUGUAGGGCAGACAUUAUUAUUACAUCGGUAUGAAACACUGUUCAUUGAUAGUGCCAUGCACCAGGAUAAAAAGGAACUGUUGAAUAUUCUGGACGAUCUGAUGUCUUAUCUGAAGGAUGUCAAUCAUCCCACCAUCAAGUUGAUAACGUUUUGGGGAAAACUGGAGGCAGAAAAUCUAUGCGAAAUCAAGAAACUGUGUGAACGCUAUCAUCAAAAAGUAGUGAUUGUAGAACAGAUUCUAGAUAGCGUUGAACAUUUUUCGAUGGAUGAGCUCAUAGGCGAAGCAAAGGAACAGCUGUUCCAUGAUCAUGAAAAUCAAAUCAUCUUUGGUACAGUCACACCGCUGACCAGCAUUAUACACGAAAAAGAUGAUUUGAGCUUUUUGUUGAACGUGUUAGAGAUAUUGAAUCAGCCUGAGAAGAUGGCUAGGUACGAUUCGAUCGAACACAAUUAUGAACAGAUUAAACCCUGGUACAUUCACCGCCAAUUCGUACCAUUGGAUUCUCCGCCAGAGGAAGAGAACAUCACACGAAAUGGCAACGUAACCUAUAGUGCAAAUUCGUUUGGGCAGCAAGCAGAAGUUCAUUUUGCAGAAAUGGUUCAUUAUCUUCAUGAUUAUGAUAAGGACACUAUGUCAGAUGUAAAGAAGACUCUAGCGUUGAGCGAAGAAACACAAGAUCCUCCUGGUUGCCGGGAUGACGAAAAUGAUGGGAAAGUGUAUAUUUUCCUAAACGAUGCUGGAGCGGGCAAGACCACCUACUUCACCUGGCUGGCCUGGCGCUUGUCAACGUACGAUCGGUCGCUGUAUGUAAUCAAACUGAUCGCAUUGGAAUAUUCGACAGAUUUCGAACGUUUGGAAGAAUGCGGAGUAGACCAUUGGAAUGACACACAGAUCGUGAGGCUUCUGUAUCGUUUCAUUCACCUGGCGCUGUUUGUUCCGAGCGUCUGCAGGCGUACGAUCGAAGAGACGGAUGUCCACAGAGCUGAGGCCGAUCGAUGUGCGGAACUGAUCAGCCUGUCAAAUGGACGAAUAGUGCUCGACGAGACAAAGACAAAAGAUCUGACAGCGAUGCAACUGAUCGAGCUACGGUUGUUUCGAGAGAAGUUUAAUCAAAACCAGCUCGUACUGAUCCUCGAUGGGUUCGAUGAGAUCGCCCCUUACUACAAGGAUGUGGUGAUGAAGUGUUUCGCUCGUUUCGCUCAGCUAGAUGGUUUACGAAACCUGUACAUAUCCAGCCGUCCGUACGGAUUUGUAGAAGCGUUUAAAAAUGCCUUCAGCAACUGUAACAUCUGUAAGUUGAAACCGUUUACAGAGGAAGAUCAAAUCUAUUUGCUGCAUCUAUUUCUUCGCUCGAAGAUAGCCGCAUACAGCGAUUGCCGUUUCGAUGAGCUUAUACCUGUGGUGGGAAUUUUGUACGCCACAGUGAAUUUCCAAGAAGGCACGAUUCAAAAUGUGCCGCUAAUGUUUUACAUACUGUAUGUCACUUUCUUGCCCAAAGUCCAGCGCUACGUGGACUUUGAUGCGCAGCAAAUUUGUGGUAAAAUUUUCAUCGAAAAAGGCCUACCAUUGCUAGACAUGGUGGAAACGUACGUUGACCUAAAGCUGCGCAUACACAAUGUAGAGAAGGCAGGCCUAACCGAUUCUGCCUCCGUUACAGCUGGGGCCAAGGAGAUCGAGCAGCUGCUUGCGCGGGAUGUAAAGGCAGAGCAUGGACUGCUAGGCGCGUACGUCAUGUUUCCGAAGUCGUGCUGGAAUGAGCUGUUUACCAAGCAGCAGCUCAAGAAAGUAGCACUAUACGUGCAUAACCUAACACAAGGAGAGGACAGUGGGGGUCUCAUUGAUAGAAUUCAAGACGGCAUGCCCUCGUUUGUUCAUCGAUCGUUUGCGGAGUUCUUUGCAGCAUACUGGUUGUCGCAGCACUACAGGCGAGUCCUGGGAAGCGUGAGUUUUUUCCGCUCCGUAACAUUUUGGAAUGACGAUUCGUAUCAAGAGAUUCACACAUUUUUUGAAGCAAUGGUCGACAGACAGUGUAGCGACUACCCUGUCCAUAAUGUAAUUAAAAAGCGUUCAACAUCAUCGGUGGAAGAAAUCAUAUCGCAGGAUCCGUCUGCAAUCUACAAGAGAGAUGGUGUAGGGCGUACGCCGUUUCAUCUGCUGGCAAGAUACUAUUCAAAUGAGCUGGUGGAAUUGCUUAUGAAAAGGAACAUUUUGGUGCGCGAGACCGUCUCGUUGAAGGAUGAGCUGCUGCAGUGGAGCGUGUUGGACUACGCCUUUGUCUGUAAUAAUACGACGUAUAUAGAACAACUGUUAACACUCGGCCCCGAUGUCAACUUAGAUGUUUUACUGCAACAGCUGCUGACGAGCGACAUCGACCUGCUACUUAAGCGCUCCCAUACCCUCGUGAAUCUGCUAGAAAAACACGACGCCACGCGCGCCUUAACGCGACAGAUACAUACACGCGUAGUGCAGCAUAUCUUACGCGACAGGCAACUGAACCUGAACGCUCGCCUUGAGAAACUUAAAUCCUUGACAGUGCUAGAGUACUGUACGGAACUCGGCGCGUAUGAUAUGUUCCUGGAGUUUGUAGCACAGUCAGAUGAUCCGUACCGUGUGUUGGCGACAGACAUUAAUGGGCUAUUUCAAAAAGCGUUCUUGUGCAGGGAUACCCGCUUUGUAUUCUAUUACAUCGAGCAACAUAACUUUCCCCUCCCGUGGGUGGAUAAUUUUGCCGGAUUUUCCAGCGUUCUGGUCAGCGUAUGUGGAUCGUAUAAAAUGUCAACUUUUAAAGUUCUUUUCAAACAGCUGUGUUUGCAACGCAAGAUUCGAUGCAUUAAUGAGUCGGCCAUUUUACACGAGGAGCUUCCGGAUGCUCCCGGAGAUGAACAGUUUAAUCGUAGGAUUGAGAAUAUGCGUUGCUGUGUUCGCUCUGUUAGGGACAUACACAAUGAUCUGCCAAUUUAUCAGGAAGGAAUACCCUUUCAGGAUGAAUGUAUCGUCGAAUGUCUUUUAGCACGAACGAUAGAUAUGGGCUCCAUUGAGAAAACUGGUUACGUGCUGCAGAUGACUGAAACGGUCGUGACAAACGAGUUGAUAGAGAAGAUUAUGCGCCUACUGCCGAAAGGUGUCAGCCAUAAAGAAUCCAUUGGUACGUUUAAAUAUCUUUUGCAGCACGCCACCAACCUGUACCAGACGGAUAGCGAAGGUCGAAAUUUGCUGCACAUGAUCGCCCAACAUGGAUGCUUCUUUAUGCUGCAUUGUCUCGUUGAGAAAGGGGUCGAUGUAUCGCUGAUAAAUGCGAAAAACGGCUGGAACGUGUUCCACUAUAUCGCAUCCAGAGCGAACAAUGCCCAUUCGCUACAUUUUGAAACUGAUUCACGGAACAUAAUAUUCAAGUACAUGUUACAAGCAGUACCGGAUCCUGACUAUUUGACGGCACGAGACAUCGCAGGGUACAGUGUGCUGGAUGUUGCAAUAGUUAAACAAAACUUUAGUGUGGCUCGCACGAUCGUCAACAGCCAGAUUAGCCACGUGGUAGGUGGAGCAGAAGAACGGCUGCAGGCUUUGUUCGACAAGGUGAAGCAUGUGCUGACGGAGGAACACGAGAUGAAGGUAACGAAGUUCUUUUGGUACUUGCAUGAAUACACGGAGGAGCAUGAUGAGUGGAGUGAGGUUUAUGCCACUGCAGCGAAAUGGAAAUAUAGCAAACCGGAUUACACUUCCUCGUAAUGAUGAGGGGAGUGAUCAGAUGAGUAGUUGCGACGAGCAACGAGUAGGUUUGAUACGAUUUGAAAUUUAAUGAAUAUUGCGUUUACAACGGUUGAGUCUGGAGAGAGAUUUAAAUUGUAACUUAUCGUAUGAGAACCAGAUCGCUGGCCUACAAUAAACAUACACUUUUGGAAACGGCCCGAUACUUGUGUUCAACG
Anopheles coluzzii is the source of this 5587-nucleotide messenger RNA. RefSeq lists its product as uncharacterized. The transcript is spliced from 4 exons. The record is from RefSeq and is a predicted model, not a curated record. The coding region runs from base 192 to 5390 and encodes 1732 amino acids. Gene Ontology annotation, molecular function: protein binding. NCBI's taxonomy places the organism in Eukaryota, Metazoa, Arthropoda, Insecta, Diptera, Culicidae.